Messenger RNA from Corythoichthys intestinalis (scribbled pipefish), 3938 nucleotides. RefSeq names its product kinesin family member 19 (gene kif19). Gene Ontology annotation, molecular function: ATP binding; microtubule motor activity; microtubule binding. Gene Ontology annotation, biological process: microtubule-based movement. Bases 294 to 3308 code for a protein of 1004 amino acids. The transcript is spliced from 20 exons. NCBI's taxonomy places the organism in Eukaryota, Metazoa, Chordata, Actinopteri, Syngnathiformes, Syngnathidae. The record is from RefSeq and is a predicted model, not a curated record.
GCCAAACAGCAGCAGUAGACAGAAGCUUAAGGUGAGCUGAAUACCUGGCACCGGGUCAACCACCGCAGAAACGCGCCUUCCGCGGCCGGACAUCGACGCUCUCGAGCCGGCUGCGACGCUGCAGAGAGGCCGCUGAAGCACUGGCGCUCGGAAAGAAGGUAGAAAGAUAUAGCAAUAAAGGAGGUCCGGGUGCGGAGGACGAGGCGCUGCAGGUGGUUCUCCCCGCGGAAGAGGAAGGGAAGGGGCAUUCCUGACAGUCCGAAUGAAUCCGGAGUGAUGCAUUGGAAGUGAACAUGAAGGACAUCGGAGAGUCGAAGGAGCACCAACUGACUGUGGCCUUAAGGAUUCGGCCCCUCAGCGAUGGCGAGCAGGAGGAGGUGGCGACGAUCGUGGCCCACCGUCUUGAUGAGCAGAUGGUAAUUCUGAUGGACCCCAUGGAGGAUCCCGAUGACGUCUUGCGGGCCAACCGCUCCAGGGAAAAGACCUACAUGUUUGACGUGGCCUUCGAUUACUCGGCCAGUCAGGAGGAGGUGUACCGUGCCACCACCAAAGGCCUGAUUGAGGGCCUCAUAUCAGGCUACAAUGCCACUGUAUUUGCCUAUGGACCCACAGGUUGUGGUAAAACGUACACCAUGUUGGGUACCGACAAGGAGCCCGGAAUCUACGUCCGCACCCUCAACGACCUCUUCCGGGCCAUCGAGGAAACCAGCGAUGACAUGAUGUACAGCGUCUCCAUGUCCUAUCUAGAGAUCUACAACGAGAUGAUCCGAGACCUGCUUAACCCAUCUUCAGGUUUUUUGGAUCUCAGAGAGGAUGCCAAAGGAGAGAUUCAGGUGGCGGGCAUCACUGAAGUGUCCACCAUUAAUGCUCAAGAGAUCAUGGAGUUGCUGAUGAAGGGCAAUAAGCAGCGCACGCAGGAGCCCACGGCUGCCAACCAGACAUCGUCGCGCUCUCACGCUGUGCUGCAAGUAGCCGUCAAGCAGCAGAGUCGCUGCCGGGACGUCUUGCAGGAGGUCCGCUUUGCCCGCCUUUUCAUGAUCGACCUAGCAGGCUCUGAGCGAGCAGCACAGACCCAAAAUCGGGGUCAAAGGUUAAAAGAGGGCGCUCAUAUAAACCGCUCCCUCUUGGCACUGGGCAACUGCAUUAACGCGCUGAGUGAUAAGAACGGCAACAAAUACAUCAACUAUCGAGACAGCAAGCUGACCCGACUGCUCAAGGACUCUUUGGGUGGGAACAGCCGAACUGUCAUGAUCGCUCACAUCAGUCCCGCUUCCGUGGCUUUUGAGGAGUCCCGCAACACGUUGACAUACGCCGACCGUGCCAAAAGUAUUCGCACACGGGUAAAGAAGAAUCUUAUCAAUGUGUCCUACCACAUUGCUCAGUACACCAACAUCAUCUCGGAUCUUCGCUGCGAGAUCGAGCGGCUCAAAAAGAAGAUUGCCGAUCAGGCAAGCCGCCAGCUCGCCCCCGACCGAGCUGAUAUCCGCCAAGUCCAGGCUGAGGUACAGGCGCAUUCCUGUCAGCAAAGUCGAGCUGAGAUGGACCAGCUGAGGGAGCAGCUUCUGGACGCUUUCCGCCAGCAGAUGGAUAUCCGCAGAAACCUGAUGGAACUGGAGAUCAGCAACACAGAGAUCCAGAUGGAUACCUCCAAGCAGCUCCUCACCAUCGCAGACUGGGAACAGGAACGAAGCAGGCGACGUCGGAAGUGGCGAGCAGAGAAACGAAAGGAAACUACUACCAAGGAUGAUAGCGAUAAGGACUCUGAUUCACCAGAGUCACCGCCGGAUGUAACUGAGACGGAGGAGGUGGCCAUGGCCAGAGAGAACCUAAUGGCCCUCAUGAUAGAACAGAAGAAGCUGCAUAAACAGAAGGCACUGCUGGAGCGCCGGUUCCUAGAACUCCGCGACCAGGCUCGGCAACUGGAGGAGCUACUACCGCGGCGAGUGAGCUCAGAUGAGCAGCGCGAGAUCCUUGCUCUACUGUGCAAGGUCCACGAGCUGGAGAUUGAGAACACCGAGAUGCAGUCGCACGCUUUGUUGAAAGACAACGUGAUCCGCCAGAAGAACUUCGUGGUCCGACGAUUUGAGAUGCACCGGCACCUUUGCGACGACCUCAUCCAACAGCAGAGGCAGUUCAUUGACGAGCACAGUCUACUAGUGCCACCCCACCUACAGGAGCUAUACGAUAUGUACACCAGAGAACGGGAUGAAAGGAAACUGGACCGAGCUGUGGCUCUGGAUAAGGUGACCACCUACCACACCAUUAAGGGGGGCUCUCCACCCAAGAUCGGGCUGCCUGCUCAAGAUGGAGACACCAUACAGGACAGGGACUGGGAACAAGAGAGAGUACGCCCCAAGGAAAGACGAGGACAUACUAAACUGCGCCGCCACACAUUGCCGCCCAUUCUCCCUGAACCUGAACAGGACAGUGACAGAUUUUUCAAGAAUAUCGCUCAUGCACGCCACAUGAAAAUAUCAUCUGUAAUGACCCCUCCACCUAUCCACAUCAACGGAAAGAGCAACAGAGAGCUGCAGCCUGUAGCUCCACUGAGCUCACUAAGCUACAAUCACCUCAGCCACAGCGUCAGCAGCCAGCUUGAUUCUUCACCCGAGAGCAGUGAGGCUGGGGCUGACGCCCCGCUUUCACGAAAUGAGAAGCAACAGCUUUUGAAAGGUAUCCAGAAUAUUGCGGUGAAGGCGGCACGGCGGCGCUCCAAAGCACGGGAACUGGAAUCAUUGUAUUUACCGCCCGCCCCUUCGCCUUUGGAGCCCGCCAAGCAAAAGAGAGGUCUGCCGUUACGGCAUGGAAGACAGCCCAGCCCCGAACUCCGGCACGCCACCUCAGACGACAAUUUGUCCAGCAGCACAGGCGAGGGGCCUGGCCUACAAGCUACCUGGACGCGGAACCACAAGCUCACCGGAAAGAACCAAACUCACAGAGAGGCUGACUUUGAAGCACGCCGCAAGAAGAGGCGCUCGCGCUCUUUUGAGGUCAACGGACAAGCACUACCUCAUUCCAAAAUGAGCACGGCCGCAAGGCUCCGCCCCUUGGACAGCACGUCCGAGGCACACCUUCACAUCAGUGGCCAGUCCCAGAUCCCUGCGCUCCGUUCCCAAUUCAGAGGAGUCCCGCCUCUUGCCAAAGUCAGGGUACCAAUCAGCAGCCAGCAAGCAGGCCCAAUCGCAGAUACCCACACUGCCCAGGCACACAACCUGAAGCGUAUUCCCUUCCUGCGACAGCCCCAACCGCCAGUCUACAUCACCGCCCCUGGCACAAUGGGGGUCCAGCAGCGACAACGGCGACACUGAGCGCCUGACUUGAAAAAAGACGAGACACCACCAAGAAUUUCGGAUGAUGACCGACUGAUGACUUCAUCACACUGCAAACGCCAAAGAUUGUUAUGAGUCCAAUUUGUGUCUGGUUGUCGUCACUAUGUAAAAAAAAAAUUGUUAUGCGCUUCUUUUUGUUACAACUGCAGGGCUUUUCACAACAUUAUUCCAAUGAGUUCCUACCACCAUAAAAAGCUUGUCCAGAUAAGUUAAUUUGUCGAUCAUAGGGCACAUAGAAAAAGCCCUUCAAUCAACCUAAACAUGCAUAUUUUUGUGAAAUUGGAGUACAGGACUGUGAGGCAUAUGUGCUAGCCAAUAGCUCACCAUGCUGCCUCGUUUUUUGUUUUUCAUUUAUUUAUUAAAUUUGUUUUAAUUCUUUAACAGUUGCCUUGCUGUUGUUGGCGCUGCUGUGGUUUCAAUCAUUUCAAUUUUCUGUGCUUUACUUUGUUUUUUUUGUUUUUUUUAUGGUUACCAACUUACAAAAAAAUAAAAUUUCAAACACUUAAUGUGCCACUUUAUUUAAUGCGCAUGAUUUAGCUUUAAAGUCAGGGUCGUGCAGAGAGCGAUGGAGGGACAGGUACCAAUGAUAAGGGGCACAUGAACAAGAAU